Didymella exigua CBS 183.55 is the source of this 1072-nucleotide messenger RNA. Its product is annotated as 3-oxoacyl-reductase. The coding region runs from base 75 to 974 and encodes 299 amino acids. NCBI's taxonomy places the organism in Eukaryota, Fungi, Ascomycota, Dothideomycetes, Pleosporales, Didymellaceae. Gene Ontology annotation, molecular function: oxidoreductase activity. The record is from RefSeq and is a predicted model, not a curated record. The transcript has 2 exons.
CUGCUCUAGACUUUGUUCAUUCUAUCUGACUCUCAAAAAUUCACUCAAAAGUGCAGCAGAUACCCAACUUCACAAUGUCUUCUAGCAAGGGCCAAUUCGAGCAAGGCUACCAACCUGAGGUUCAGCAGCAAAGCAGCAUCCCCGGAAAGGAGUCUGAGAUGAACCCCCAGCCCGAGUACGACCACCUCCCCACUCCCGACGGCAGCAAGGAGCUGUACAAGGCCGCCGGCAAACUCAAAGGCAAGAAGGCGAUCAUUACCGGUGGUGACUCCGGUAUUGGUCGCGCGUCUGCCAUCCUCUACGCUAUGGAGGGCGCUGACAGCUUAAUCGCAUAUCUGCCCGAGGAGGAGGAUGACGCACAACGGACGAAAAACAUGGUGGAGGAGAAGGGCGCCAAGUGCUACACAUUUGCUACCGACUUGAAGGACCGUGCAAACUGCCAGAAGGUCGUGGACGAGGCCCUCAAGCAGAUGGGUGGCAUUGACAUACUCUUCAACAACGCCGCAUACCAGAAUAUGGUCGAGGACAUCAAGGACCUGGAUGAGGACCAGUGGGUACACACCUUCGACACCAACAUCCACCCCUACUUCUAUCUCUCGAAGUAUGCGCUUCCCCACAUGAAGCCUGGCUCCGUCAUCAUCAACAACGCCUCCAUCAAUGCGUACAUCGGCCGUCCAGAUCUGCUCGACUACACAUCGACCAAGGGUGCUGUUAUUUCUUUCACACGCGCUCUGCACAACCAGUACGUGUCCAAAGGAAUUCGCGUCAACGCCAUUGCGCCCGGCCCUGUCUGGACACCACUGAUCCCUGCCACCAUGACCAAGGACGCCAUCAAGCAGUUUACCGCUCCCAUCGGUCGUCCUUCACAGCCUAGCGAGAUCGCAACUGUCGCCGUGUUCCUUGCUGCGCCUGACAGUAGCUCCAUUAGCGGUCAGACCAUCCACCCCAACGGUGGAACCGUUGUCAAUGGUUAAGCGCUCUCGCUAUGUUUCUGUGUCAGGUGCGCCUAAAAAUUCGUGGAUGUAUACAUAGAUAUGACCUUUAAUAAUGAAAUCGAUGAUGCCUUGGACAA